AUGUUAUUAACAUGUGAAUAUUAUACCAUUAAUAUAAAUGAUUUAUUAUGGUAUAAAAAUAAUCAACAAUUAUUUAAACAAAAUACAACACAUUAUUCUAUUAGUUAUGGUCAAUUAGGCGCGAAUUUUUAUUCAAAUUUAUUAAUCCCCUUGACAACGGAACAAGAUACUGGAUUAUGGAGUUGUAUAUUAAAUAAUCAAUAUCGUACAUUAUUUUAUGUUACUAUAUUAAAUUCUAAUGGUGAAAUACUUUACCCUAACAACAAUGACAAUGAGAAUAAAGAUUCAUUUCUAUAUAAAGUAUUUACAUUAUUUGGUAAUAAUAAUAAUAAUAAUCAAAUCAAUCAUUGGAUAUAUGGUAGUAUUAUAAUCAUUAUAUUAUUUGUUAUUUUAAUAUUGAUUAGUAUAGGAAUAUUUUGUUGUUAUCAUUCACAAUCAUCAAGAUUAACUAAUAGAUCUAUAGAUGAAAUCAAUAUGAAGAAUUGUAUAUCGAUGAAUAAAUCAAGAUCUAUAUGUAGACGUCGAUUGAAAUGUAUCAAUGGCAGUCAUCAUUAUCAUCAUCAUCAUAGUAACAAUAAAAAGGUCAAAGAUGAUUCAAUAAAUAGUCUAUUAGUAACAACAAAUGAUGAACCAAAAAUCAUUGAUAAAAAUGAAUUACAAUUAACAAACCAUAUGAAAGAGGAUACAAUUGUAACUUCUACAACAAUCAUAACAACGACUACUAUACCCAAUUCAAAUAUCCAUGUAAAUCAUGUAGAAAAUAAUGAUAUAUUAUCAAGUAGAAAUAUAGAUGAAAAUCGUUUAUUAAAUAUAUUUUGUUGUCCUACAAAUUCAACACGUGAUGUUCAAUUAGUAACUAUACCUACAACUAGUUCUUCAUCAACCAAUGUUACAUGUUUAGAUGGAUCAUUUCUACAAGGAACAGUUGUAACUGAUGAAAAUCAUGUUCUAGUAUCUUGUGAUAGUCCAGAACCAAAAUUAUACAUUGCUACAAAUGGAAUUACACCUUCAUCUAAUAUUUCUACAUUAGAUUUUUCUAAUUGCUUACAACAACAACAACAACCAUUGAAUGUUAUACCUCAACCAAGUUGUACUGGAUGGGAUGGUAGUGGUAGUUAUUCAUCCCCACAAUUCCCUGGAAUUUAUACAUCUAGUCAAAUAACUAUUGAAACAUCAAAACCAUGUCCUGUACAUGGAAUUAUGAAUUUGAAACCGAUGGAAAUUAAUUGUGAUAUAACAGCUAAUACUACUGUUGAUAGUAAUCAUGCAAAUGUUAAACAAUUGCCAAAUUAUAAAAAAAUCGAUUCAAUAUAUUGGGAUCAUUCUAAUAGUUCAGCGAUUUUAACUAAUCCUCACUUAUCCUAUAACUUACCAAAUUGUAUAUUUUUAGAUUCUCAAAAUCAUGAUACUAUUACCAAUCGUAAUAAUAGAAAUAGUGAUCAUCAAAAGAAUGAAAUAGAAGUUAUGCAAAAUUAUUCAAAAACUUUAUCCUCAUAUCAUAAUAUCAAGGAUUAUAAUUUAUUACAAAAAGCUAAUUUAAAUGAAGCUAAUAUACAAUGGCCUACUGAUUCACGAUCUCAAGGAACCUGUCCAGAAGAUGUUACAUUAGGAAAUCGCAAAAAUUUGAAAAGAAAUCACCGAAGUAAAUCUAUCAUUCGUGAACAAUCCAGUUAUCUCAUAGAUCAUUGUCACCAUGGAACGGUAGAUAAUCAAGAAGCAUCGAUUUCCUCUUCUAAUGAAACAAAUGAUAAUGAGGAAACCGAUAUUCAAUUAAACAGUGUUCAUAAUAACCAUUACGGCUUAUCAAUAACUUCUAUCAAGCCAAAACAAAUCAUUUACACAUCAAAUGAGGAAACAGAAUCUCAAGGUGAAAGUUCUCUUUCUGAAAAAUCGUUACAUAGUGAUCAUUCAUGUACAUCUUCGGUUUCAUCUUCGACAAAUUCAGCUUCCUCAAUAAAUCAACAUUUCAAAUAUAUUUAUCCAUCAAAUCAAACAGGACUUAAUUCAAUCUGUUCAUCCUUAUCAAAUCAAAUCAAUUUAGCAGCGGCGGUUGCUGCUGCUGCUUCAACUAAUGCUACUACUGAUCUAGUACAACAACAAUCUCCACCUUCAUUAGAGUUUUGUCCUUCUCCAGAAUUAUUAAGAAAUCGACCGAAUAGUACAAAUAGUUAUUCACGUCAUCGAAAUCAUUAUGAUAUAUUGAAUAAUUUGAAAUGUCCUGUACAUUCCUUAACAAUAAACCGUAGAUCAUUACCACAUAAACUAUUCUAUGAUGCUUAUAAUCAUCGUGAAAAUAUGCGUCAACAUAAUUAUGAUCAUAAUAAUAACAUAGGUACACUUCGAGUUACUACCUUACCAACACGAUUCAGGAAAGUCAGUUAUAAUAUUAAUAAUAAUAAUCGUAGUAGUAGUAGUAGUGGUAGUAGCAGUACUACUAAUGAUAAUAACAAUAGUAGUAUAAUUAAUCAUAUGGCUUCCAUUAGAAAAUUCGCUAGUCAACAUACUAUUCAAUCAAAUUAUUCAUCAUCUUUAUGUUUAUCUACUACACAAAGUUUAGAUAAAUUUAAUAAAUCUUUACAAAAAUCUAUUCUACGUCCCGGUUCUAAACAUAAAUUAGAUACAGAAAGUGAUUCCGAUAAUAAUAAUAAUAAUAAUACAUCAGAAGAAAAUAAUUUUUAAUUUUAUUGAUUUUUAUCGAUUAUUAUUUAAUAUGUACAAAGAAAAAAUGUAUUAGUAUCCGGGGCG
Molecule: messenger RNA, 2745 nt
Organism: Schistosoma mattheei
Lineage: Eukaryota; Metazoa; Platyhelminthes; Trematoda; Strigeidida; Schistosomatidae
Source: the annotation of a GenBank genome assembly